This is a messenger RNA of Tetrapisispora phaffii CBS 4417, 873 nucleotides long. RefSeq lists its product as uncharacterized. NCBI's taxonomy places the organism in Eukaryota, Fungi, Ascomycota, Saccharomycetes, Saccharomycetales, Saccharomycetaceae. The coding region runs from base 1 to 873 and encodes 290 amino acids. The transcript has a single exon. Gene Ontology annotation, molecular function: nucleotidase activity. Gene Ontology annotation, biological process: nucleotide catabolic process; pyrimidine nucleobase metabolic process. The record is from RefSeq and is a predicted model, not a curated record.
AUGACAGACUUAGCUUUACAAAGAACACUUUCAGGUCAUGCCGAUCUCCAGGUUCAAUACACCAAAGUUAUUGCAAACCAAUUAGCUAAGAAUCGUGCGCAUUUAGAAUCUCUACAUUAUGCGGGCUCCAAACUCGGGUUUCCCGUAGAUCCAGAGGUCUAUCCAGAACAAGAUCCAAAUCUGAGAGUAUUUUUUUUUGAUAUCGACAAUACUCUAUACAGCAAGUCAACCCAUAUCCAAGAUUUAAUGGUACAAGCAAUUAUGAACUACUUAGAAAACUAUCUUGGGUUGGACCACAGAACUGCAACCCUAAUGAAUAAAGAAUAUUACAAGAGGUACGGUUUAUUGGUGAAAGGUUUGGUUGCCAACAACGGAAUCGAUGCUUUAGACUACAACAGCAUGGUGGAUGACUCUUUACCUUUACAAAACGUUUUAUCUGAACCAAAUUUACAAUUAAGAAAAAUGUUACAAGAUUUGAGAGCUUCUGGUAAGUUUGAUAAAUUGUGGUUAUUUACUAAUGCAUAUAAAAACCACGCUUUAAGGAUUGUAAAAAUUUUAGGGAUUGCUGACUUGUUCGAUGGCAUUACUUAUUGUGAUUAUACACAAAGUAAAAACUUAAUUUGUAAACCAGACGCUAGAGCAUUUGAAAAAGCAAAACUAGAGAGUGGAUUAGGUGAUUAUCGUAACGGUUAUUUUAUUGAUGAUAGUGGUAAUAACAUCAGGGUUGGUUUAGAAUUAGGGUUGAAGUGCGUGCAUUUACAAGAAGAUACGUUAAACAAUGAUAUUCUUGGGGAUACUCCAGAUGGUGCACUAGUGGUGAAAAAUAUUCUUGAUCUUCCAAAGGAAGUUCCUCACCUCUUUCAAGAUCAGUAA